CAAGGAGCAGGACGAUGUUUGACAACACGCAGUACCCCUAUAACUGCUUCAAUUAUGAUGGGGAUGAUUAUCCUACCUGUAGUUCUGACGAAGAGAAAAAAUUCACCAGACCAGCGUACAGCUACAUUGCCUUAAUUGCAAUGGCCAUCCAGCAAAGCCCUUCAAAUAAAGUCACCCUCUCUGGCAUUUAUGACUUUAUAAUGAAGAAAUUUCCUUACUACAGAUCAAAUCAAAGAGCCUGGCAGAACUCCAUCCGACAUAACUUAUCGCUUAACAGUUGUUUUGUGAAGGUUCCCAGAACAGAAGGGAAUGAGAAGGGGAAAGGAAACUAUUGGAGCUUUGCAGCAGGAUGCGAAUCCAUGCUGGAUCUCUUUGAAAAUGGGAAUUACAGGAGAAGACGGAGGAGGAGGAACGUGAAAAGGGAGCACAAGGAGCAGAGACCGAGCAGAGUGAAAAGCCCUUCAUCCCCCAGUAUCUCUUCUGUGGACUCUGCUUUGAACAAUGUUUCCUCUUCUGAAAGUAAACAUGAAAGAAUUGAACCGGGCCCAAAACUUCUGGAGCCUUGUGGGUUUGCUCCAAACAGCGUGACCAGCAGGCAGAGCCUGAGCAAUUCCUCCUUAGCAAAAUCAGAUUCUGAAAUCAAAUUCAGCAUCGAUUACAUCCUUUCAGCCCCCGACCCUUUGCCUGUCCUGAGAUCUCAGUAUAACAUGCAAGAAAAUAAAUAUCACCUCCUGGAGGCCCCACAUAUUAAUCUCCAGUUCUGGACAAUGUGAUGUUAUUAAUUUGUGGUAACAAAGUCUGAGUCUCAGUGUGUUCAGCAGCCUCGUGUCACUGAAAAUCAGCCGCCUGCCUCCUCAUUUUCCUCCCAAGCAGUGCUCAGAAAGGGUUACAGACUCACCAGCUGAUACCCUGUCUGUACCCAAGGAACUUUGCUAAGAUUAAAGCAUAAAUAGCUGUUACCAAUAUCUGUUUUCACCACGCUGAAAUUUAUGAAAUUCUAGCUUUAUUUUCUAAACUGUCUUGGACAUCAUUUAGCACCACAAAGAAUUCCCUUUCUCAAGCAGAAUCCGACAGUGAAGAGACU
Camarhynchus parvulus is the source of this 1084-nucleotide messenger RNA. Its product is annotated as forkhead box protein D5-B-like. The record is from RefSeq and is a predicted model, not a curated record. Gene Ontology annotation, biological process: anatomical structure morphogenesis; regulation of transcription by RNA polymerase II; cell differentiation. The transcript has 3 exons. Lineage: Eukaryota; Metazoa; Chordata; Aves; Passeriformes; Thraupidae. Gene Ontology annotation, molecular function: RNA polymerase II cis-regulatory region sequence-specific DNA binding; DNA-binding transcription factor activity, RNA polymerase II-specific. The coding region runs from base 15 to 773 and encodes 252 amino acids.